Parasteatoda tepidariorum (common house spider) is the source of this 2944-nucleotide messenger RNA. The record is from RefSeq and is a predicted model, not a curated record. NCBI's taxonomy places the organism in Eukaryota, Metazoa, Arthropoda, Arachnida, Araneae, Theridiidae.
AUGGUUACCCAAUUGACAGGUGAGGGAAAUUACCCAAUUGACUGGUUUACCAAUUGGUUGGUGUUCGAUUACCACCCUGUUGUAUCAGACCCCGAUGGGAAGAGACGGCCCACGUGUUCCCCGAGAGAGGAAACCCGUGUCCUUGGAAAAGAGGAUCCUGGUAGUAGAGGGGCAUCCCGGUACCUCAACACACUGCUUUGGGCUCGUGCUUCUGUUAAACGGGAGAUGCAUAUUGUACAUNACCGAAGAAAACUAUUAACACCGACUUUUCAUUUUCGAAUAUUAGAAGAUUUUGUGCCAGUAUUUUCUGAUCAAUCGAAUAUUCUUGUUUCACGUCUUCGUAAACUUGAGAAAGAUUCAUGGAAUGAUGUUGUUCCUCUAAUUACUGCUUGUACUCUAGAUAUUAUUUGUGAAACAGCUAUGGGCGUAAGAAUAAAUGUGCAAUCCGGUGGAUGCAAAGAGUACGUUCAAGCGAUUCAUGAAAUCGGUGAUAUAAUUUUAUUCCGCAUCCUGAGGCCUUGGCUUUUAUCAGAUUUCAUUUUUAAACUUUCGUCAUCUGGUAGACAGUUUUUCAAAAAUGUAAAUAUUAUUCAUCGCUUUACUAGAAAAGUUAUAAAAGUAAAGAAAUCUGAAAUGAUAGAAAAUAAUCAUUUAGUAAAAGAGUGGAACGUAAUUGCCAAUGACAGCCCUUCAAAUACAAGCCGCCGCAAAGCUUUUCUGGAAUUACUGUUAGAGCAUCACAUUAAAGAUCCAUCAUUUACGGAAGAAGACAUUAGAGAGGAAGUAGAUACUUUUAUGUUUGAAGGUCAUGAUACAACAGCUAUGGCCAUUUCUUGGGCAUUAUAUUUCGUUGGAUUAGAUAAACACGUACAGGAAAAAAUACACGAAGAAUUGGAUGGAAUAUUUGAAGGUGAUAAUGAAAGAGAUAUUGACCGUGAUGACUUAUUGCGUAUGAAGUACUUGGAAUGUGUCAUUAAGGAAACUCUUAGAUUACAUCCUUCAGUGCCUUUCAUAGGUAGAGAAGUUAGAGAAAACUUCAAAGUGUUGGACUACGAAGUUGAAAAGGGAUGGGCUUGCUUUAUAUUUACAUUUAUGCUUCAUAGAGAUCCCGAAUCAUUUCCUGAUCCAGAAAAGUUCGACCCCAAAAGAUUUUUUCCCGAAAACGCAGCGGGAAGGCACCCAUACGCCUAUGUGCCUUUCUCAGCCGGGCCAAGGAAUUGUAUAGGUCAGAAAUUUGCUUUAAUGGAGGAAAAGACUGUGCUCGCAAACAUAUUCCGGUCUUUUGAAGUAACAUCCAAGGACCCCAGAGACAAAGUUAAUGUUUCUCCUAGCCUCGUUUCCAGAAACCUUGAACCGCUCAUGCUAAGAUUCACACACCGAAAUAUAAGAUGAAUUUCAAAUAAGACAAUUAUUACUGAAAGGUACUCUAAAAAAUCUCUCGUCAGGAAAAAAACGAGUUUAAGCUAGUACUGAUGUAAUCGCGAAAUCGUUUGUAAAGGUAAAAUGCAUUUUGUGGAUAUUUGGCCUUCUCACUAAAAAGAAGGAAAAAAAACAAUGUAUAAAGGUCUAGUGCAAUCCAAAUAACGGUUCUAUUGCGAAUAUAAAUAAUUUCAAAUAAUAUUAUUUUAUGCACGUUACUUGUCUAACUCACACUUGUAGUAAUUAGUUAAUGGAAUCAAGUUUUACUGAUUGCACGCAUUGAUUCAUGAUUUUUUUACUAUGUCUAAGAAUUAAGUAAAAAAGGUAUGUGUUGCACAUGAUAAAUUAGGAAACAAUGUUUGGAUAUUCAUAAAAAAUAAAUUUAUUGAAUUGACUAUAAAUAAAACUUUGUGCAUUGUUUAAUUGUUCACUAGGAAUAAUUUUUCUUUUCUGAUUUUUCGUUGGCGGUUUCUUUAUGCAGAAAUAUAGCAUCUACAGUCAGCCCAACUUGGCAAUUUUUUUGAAGUUAUUGCGCGUUAAAGUUGGUUGGCGAUAACUUAUUCGUAGACCACGGCUUACAAAAUGACGCAGUUCAAUCCAAACGUUGAAAUUCAUCUUUAAAUGUUUUAUGUUUUGCUUUUUAAACAAUUAUAUUUAAUGCUGUAAGUUUGUUUCCUUUUCUGUUCAAACAGUAGCCAGAACUUUUUUUCCAAAUCAUUAUUAUUAGUAAAUUAAAAGAUAUCUUGUUUCUGGUUGUUUCUCUGUAAACUGCAUCUCCUUAAGAUAAACACAGUUUCAACAACCCUCGAUAACUCAAUUAUCUCUAUUCGUUGAAUUGCCUUUUCUUAAAUAUGUAACAUCGACGUUUAAAUUAUAUAUAGGAUGCUAUUGCUUGAUUUUAUUAAUCCUAUUUCAUGUGAUAUGAAAAUUUCUUCAUUCGUACUUAAAUCUCAUUCUAAAAAAAUUAAUUUAAAUUUCCACUACAUGUAAUUAGUCUAAACUUACUACUAUUGUACUCUAAGUAUAAGCAAAAUCUGAAUUCGUUACUUGAUUAUCAAGUCACUUAAACGGCCAUUGCACUAAGAAAAUACUUUUUUAAUCAAAGUAAAGGUAGGCAGGUACGUUAUUUAACCUACAUUUAAAGAAUCGGUGCAGUGGGUGAAUGGAAUCAAUCCUCUUUGCUCUCUGUGUUACAGAAACAAUUUCUGUAUUAACUGAAUAUGCAAGUUGUGAUAAGAUUCAAUAUUUGUACUUGGUCAUAUUUAUUUAUAUCUUGCAUUUCGAGCUUCAUUAUUGUUCAAUAUUAUGCUUCAUCAUUAUUAUGUCAUCAUUAUGCUUCAUUAUUGUUCUGGGUUUGAAUUGUAUUUUUGUGUUUUGAUUGUUAUGUGAUUAAUGAUGUAAAUACUUCUUUUUAUUGUAUUUAUUCUUUCAAUAACUUCAGAUGACACAUCAAUAAUUUGUUGUGAUGUUUGAAUAAGAUUUGUUUAUUGUAAGAGGAAAUUUAAUAAAUGUAUGUGUGACUGUU